Haliotis rubra (blacklip abalone) is the source of this 4785-nucleotide messenger RNA. Its product is annotated as SMC5-SMC6 complex localization factor protein 2-like. The coding region runs from base 1141 to 3735 and encodes 864 amino acids. The transcript has 23 exons. Lineage: Eukaryota; Metazoa; Mollusca; Gastropoda; Lepetellida; Haliotidae. The record is from RefSeq and is a predicted model, not a curated record.
UGGCGGGAGAGCAGGGGUUCGUCCAGGAAGCAGCGUCCUGAGACUAUCGUCAGUAUCAUGCCACAGCUAAUCUCAACUGCAUAUUUUCUGAAAGACGAAUAUGAAGCGGAAAUCGUCAUCACGAUUGCAGUGCAUAACGAAGUUCUUUAAGGCUGGGGGUAUUUCAGAAACCAAUUCAGUAGCCAGUCCAAGCAAGCAGACACCUCACAGUGACUCAGAAGAGGAAGAAGUUUUGUUUCUUGGAAUAGUGAGCUCCCCAGGAAGGAGUGUUCCCGAGAGCGAGGAUCACAGACAGUUCAGCAGCAGACAUUCAGAGGCAGGCAGCAACAGACCUCAGACCUUUGAAGAUUUGACAGAUGGUGGGUAUUGGGGCAUCCCUCCUGAUUUAGAUGAGGGUGCUGGAUAUACAAGCGAUGGAAAAGAUGCAGGUCACAGACCAACACUGUCCAGAUCCAUGUCUGUAGGCUGCCCUGUUGGACAAUCUGGGAAUAUUGCUGUAGGUUCCAGGGAUGAUUCCAGAUCCUUGUCUGUAGGCUGCCCUGUUGGACAAUCUGGAAAUAUUGCUGUAGGUUCCAGGGACUAUGCGGGCAGACACUUACAGGAUGUUAUUAAAUCUGUGGCAAGUUGUCAAGGUGGAAAUGUGACAGGUAGGUAUUCUGUGCCCUCAGGAUUAGCAGCUGAAGUAGGGGAAAAGAAGAUGAAGAUUUCAGAACAAAAGACUCCAAGUCCUUGGCCCAGAUUCCUGCAGCAAGUCCCAAACCUUCACUGCAAGGUGAAACAGAUGUCCAUAGGGGAAACUCAGAUUUAGAGGACAAGUUGUUGCUUGUGAACACAAAGAAGCAAGGUCCCUCCUCAAAACGUCCAGUACUUGUCAGGGAAGGUUCAGCUGGAGUCAGUUCAGUUUGUACAGAUUUAAGUACCAAGGUGCUUCUUGGUACAAAAGAGUUGCAGAAGCCUGAAAGUGAUCAAAGUGAUGAUCACAAGAGGAAGGACCCAACUGCUAGUCCCAAAGAAUCAUCAGCAAAUCAAGUGGAGAGAUCGCCUGUGUCACUUACUGCAUCUCCACAAGGAUCAGCUUGGAGAUUGAUUCCAUCAGGAACAGAUAGCAGAGAUUCCCUGUUUUCUGAAAAGGUGCGCGGAAUGAGUCAUAGAGAUGUCAGUGACUGGGUGAAGAAGUCAUCAAAUCAACAGCAGCUGGAUCCGGAGAUUGACCAAUGCAAUUCCUCAAAGCCUAUGAAGAAGAAGCACAUUGAUGGAGAAAAACGUCGCCAUCACAGUAGUCCCAACUCCAAGUCCCACACUUCUAGUCCCAGGUCCUCGGAUGGAGAUAGACAUCGCAGUGAGUCAGGGACAAAGGCCGAUGUCAAGGAUAGGAAUAAGAUUAGAAGCUCACAAUCUUUUGGGAAAACAGUGAAAAACCCCAAAGCAGAUAUCAGGAGGUUUCUUUCACAAGAUGCCUCCCCAAGAAACAAAGAUGGGGAUCGAACAAGAACUAUGGACUAUGCUAGUGAAGAUUCAUAUGAAAUUCCUGAACCCAUGGAUGUUGACACCCCUGAAACUGUGCGGACACCAUCAAAGUCUAAAAUGGUAUUAGACAGCUUAAGGUUGUCUAAAUUUAAGUCUAAUCUGGUCAAGUCUCCUGCCUUUAAAGCCAAACCAUCUGCAUCUUCAACAUCAAGUGCCUUGUCGGAGUCAUCAGGUUUAUGCAGACCAACCCACACUCCAACGAGGCGACCUGCGGAUGUGUGCAACCCUUUGGGGUCUUACAGGAUUCCUAAACUGAGCUCAGCAUUGUCAGAGACAGCUCUGAAAGAGAUCCAAGAGGAAAAAUCAGAAGCUGCAAAGAAGAAGGAUGAUGAUGCUCUGUCCGAGUCGGAAGCUGGCAGUGAUUCGGUCCUGGAGUCUGAUGACGAUCUGUUCAAUGAGACUCCAGCCUUUCUGAAGGAGUUUGAGAAGACAAGCAAGGCAAUCUUAGAAGCAGGCAUGAGACCAGGAACUCCAGAGCACACACAGUCAGAGUCUGUGCUCAGUGAUGACAGUUUCCUGCUGGAGGCGGCCGCUGUUAGCUGCAGUACCAAGCCCGGUGUCAGCAGAACUACAGAGGCCAAGUCUGCUUUCUCUCUCGAUGCCUUACUGGCAGAGAAGGUGGAGAAUGAGGAGGCAGACCGUGAACUUCACCUCAUGCAGAACCAACUGAAGGAGGGCAUUAGGCAGGGUGGUUUCAUCAAGGUAGCAGAGGCAGAAGCAGAGGACUCUGAAGAUGAUUUGCUGCCUGAACAUCAGCAGAAGUUGGAAUAUUUCCAAGUGUCUGAGAGCACCAUCCAAGAUCAUCAUCCCGGAGACCUGGUGUUCCAUCCUGGUACGUUCCCUUGUGUGUUCAGUGAGGCUCUCAGUCCGGGCCGAUGUGGCUUCCUUCCUUCCAACAACUUCCUGGAGAAACACCUGGCCAACAUCGCUCCAGAUGCCCUCUGUGACCUGCUGACCACAGACAUGUUGUCCAUCUGCUUCCACAAGAUCACAAGACAGGAGGAGAUACUACAGUGGAUCUUCUACAUAAUGUCAGUACACAGGAGCAGCCAAGUGAUCCAGGGAUGCAAGAAGCUCCUGUUUGACAUCAUCCACACCCAGCUCAGUCAGGAGGACACCAGUUACAGCUGGGCGCCAGCUGCCCUCGAUGUCCUCAAAGUCUUUGUCAAUUUUGGUGCUUGUUCAGCCGACCUGUUGCCGGACCACGACUUUUUCUCACAGGAAGAAAUCAGGACCUGUGUCACCCCAGAAGAUGACAGUAACCUGGCCCCAGACAACAACAAUGUUCCAGUGUGGUCGUACUCGGAGAACCUGCGGGAGGUGCUUCAGACAAUGGCUUUUGCGCUUCAGGGGAGGCCCCAGUACUCGGCCUCCCAGCUGAGCACCAUCCUGCUGAUGACAGCCAAGGCAGCUCUGGACAAGGAGUUCAACAACAACAAACUGUUAUACGAGUUCAGCGUGUUGGUCAGCUCCAUCCUGCCCUGCUACACACAGCAAGACUGGGACGCCACGAUGCCGAUGCUGUGCACGCAACUGUCCUGCAUCACCUCCCACCACCACAACCACGUCUACCUGACUCAACUCUUCCCCCACGGCAAGCGGGGCAGCAGCAUACAGCGGCGACUGGCUUACCUCCUCCUAGUGAAGAUGCUGCAGCCAGGGGCCGCUGUCUCCCACCAACAGCUUGCUACAUUCAAGUUGAACCAGCUGACAGUGUUGUUCCCUGCCUUGAGGGAGCUGGCGACAGAUGACCUGUAUGCCCUGGCCAGUGGUGUUGCCCUGCUGGACAUCGCGGUGGGCAGUGAACCCCUCAACUCAGAGGAGAAGGAUUACCUUCAGCUCCUGAUGGAACAGCUCCGUACACUCACCAGUGAUGUUCGGGACAAUGUUCGCAGACUUGACCACACCCGGGUGAAAGACUUGAUGGUGAGGAUCUCCAGCAAGUGGACGGUCACUCUACAGGCAACCUCCAGCAAACAGAGGAGCCUGUUUGCAUGGACCAAACAGAAGUCUCCGGAGAAGAUGCAAGUCCAGAGACUGGAGACGGGGUCAUCGGAUCAGGACUCGGAGGAGGAUGAGGAGGACGAAGAGGUCCCUGAAGCAGAACCUUCUGACAAACCAGAUGACAUAUCUGUUCCCAUGGAAACAGACCCCUGCGUCGACAGUGACUCAAAGUUUCAGGAAGUAUCAAUGUACAGUUGUGCCUAGUGAUGGUAUUGUUUCUUCUAUGGAAAGUUCUGGCAAACCAAACACAGUGAACUCAAUAGGUUGUGGGGAUACAAUGGAGUCUGGAGACAUGAAGCUGAAGAGUGAAGAGUCAGGAUCAAAACAUAAAGAUUCAACAUUAAACAUUGGGGAUGGUGAUGGUUCCCAUCUUGUGGAUGGGGAUAAAUCCAGUCUUGAGGCUACGCUGCCAGGGUCGGAGAUGAAUCGGAACAACCACGCCCUUGUUGUCAGCGAUCCUGUAGGACACCAACACAUCAAGGUGGAGAGUGAGGUGAGGGUCGUACUCACAGACAUUGGGCAGAAGGAAUGUGAGGACAUUGAGAUUUCUUCAGGGGAUGAGAGCCUUCCAGAGCUUGACAUUGUUUGAUGGCAGCCAUUACUGAGAGAGUAUACAAGUGUGUUGUGUGACUGGAUGUCUGUUGCCAUUGGAAGUCAGAGGCCUGAUAUAAUGUCAGCAAUGAAUGGACUGAGUCUCAGUAUGUGGCUGGAUGUGGGUUUGUUGUUCUGCUUGGUUUCAACUUUGAUGAAAUGUCAGCACAUGUUUAAAUGUGCUUGAGAAUGUAUUUAUAGAAUGGUUAUGAAAGAUUCGUGCUGAGUUUCUAUGUAUGGUUAAAGUGUAAAGUAACCUGGAAUUAUAGGUGUCAGGUUUAAAACGUGUUGACAGACAGAUAUGGGGGACUUUCUGCUUCUUGACUCAUCUGCUUGUCAUUUCUGAGUGCCUUCGUAUUGUUACCAUAGUUUCUCAGCAUUGAACAGAAGAAUAAUCACAUACAGGAAACCCAACAUUCCUUCCGGGACUGGCUUGAUGUUUACAAACAGACAUUACUCCUUACCAAACAUUUCCUUGGAAUUUAGUUAAUUGAGUGUCACUUGAAAGAAAUCCGAUUUAACAGGAAUGUAUUCCCUGAAAAUGGCUUCUUGCAUAUUGUCUCAAGUCAAGCAUUUUGGUUUAUGUGGAAAAAUUAUGAUUGCUUCAGAUGAAAGGAUGAAUGAAUAUUUUGAAGUGAGAAUGAAUAAAUGUUUUGAACCCAA